Molecule: messenger RNA, 462 nt
Organism: Coccinella septempunctata (seven-spotted ladybird)
Lineage: Eukaryota; Metazoa; Arthropoda; Insecta; Coleoptera; Coccinellidae
Exons: 3
Coding region: 1-306 (101 amino acids)
Source: RefSeq, a predicted model, not a curated record
AUGCUGCAUAAAUAUGAUCAGACGUUGAAAUCGAUUCAGAAUACACAAAUUUCAAUUAAGAAUCUACUAACUCAAGUGCUGGACGAAUUGCAGCAGCUCAAAUUGAAGAAACUGACAGAGAAGGACAGAGAUGGCAAUAUUUCUGUAUUUUCAAAGUUCAAAUUUCUUCCUAUCAAUGAUGAGGAACAUUUAAAAAUACUAGAGGGGUAUUUAGAAGCAGAGCAAAACUUUUCAGCUACUAUCGAUAUUUGUGCUUUUUUCCCAUUCCUUCAUGAAAUGGAAAAAAAAGCACAAAUACGCCACUAGAGCCAAGGAACAUCUGAUCGUGCCCUCGUUGAGAUUCUCAUACCUUCAAAGAAACUCUUUACAUACCCUGGUGAAAAUUUACAAUAAAAUACCUGAUGAAAUCAAACAUCUGCCUCAAAAAAGGAUGGAGAGAGUACUUUUCAACUAUAUGAAGGA